Molecule: messenger RNA, 1164 nt
Organism: Columba livia (rock pigeon)
Lineage: Eukaryota; Metazoa; Chordata; Aves; Columbiformes; Columbidae
Exons: 2
Coding region: 126-947 (273 amino acids)
Source: RefSeq, a predicted model, not a curated record
AAGCCUUGCCAGCGCAGACGUGCGUGGCAGCCAUUCAGUCCUGGUGGUCACUGCCUGAACAGUGCUCAGGGUUGAUAGACCAACCAGUUCACGUAUUGAGAGGUUUGUGCUCCGGAGAGGCCACCAUGAGCCUCAGCCCAAUUCUUUUGCUCACCAUGGCUCUCCAAAUGUAUCCUCUGUUCCCCAGUGCCCUUGGCCUUCCCAUCUUCCCCAGCUCGCUCACAUCAAGGACAGAAAUCCGAAUCAAAGACCAGACACAGCCGCCGGUAGUGGCAGAGAGCCCGUUUUCUGAAUGGCCCGGCAGCACUGGCCUUCGCAGUCCCUGCGAGUGGGUCAGGCUCAGGACGGGUGUCGUUCCUGAGGGCCUGAAGCAACCGCCGGUGGUCGCAGAGAACCCGUUCUCGGAAUGGGCCAGCAGCAUCGGGCUCGGCAGCCUCCAAGACUGGAUCAGGGUCAGGACGGGAGGCAUUCCUGCAGAGCAGAGUCAGCCACCCGUUGUGGCCGAGAGCGAAGACUGUGAGCUGCUCUUCCCUCUGGACCAGCUUUGGGACUCCCUUGCCUGGGUGGACAUGUUCUGGCUUAUCUGCAAUGCCUCACCAGUUGUGUGCCUGCUCUGCAUGGCCUGGAUCACAGUUCGUCUCUGGAGAAAUGGGGAGAGACCCCAGGGACAGGGGAGGACACGGACGGCCUCAUCUUCCACGGGGACAGACGACUGGAAGUUGUGCACUUGCCGCAAAUACAAAUUGCUCUGCCGGCUGGAGGCCAAAGUCGCCCGGAUGAUCAGGGCCCUGAGGCGUGUCCAGCGCCGCCUCCAGCAACAGAUCCGGCUGCAGCGCGCCAAGAAGGUGGCGAAGGCAAAGGCAAGACGAGGAGAGCCUACUCUGUCUCCUGUGCAACUGCAGCCAGAGCCUGCACCGGUGGAUUUGCAAAAAGAAAGGAGUGUGUGAGGCACCCCAGAAGUCACUUUCAGAAGGAUACCAGCUCCCAACAGACUUCAUUUUACACAGAACUAUUUAAUAAACACAAAUAACUAGGAAUGGGGUUUAUCCAAAAUCAUCCAUCACUGUGGCAACAUUAUAAGCAGAGACGUCUGGGAAAACUGCUGGGAGCAGCCCAUUUGCUUGACCUUCUCGCAUUGUUCAAUAAAAUGUGUUGUUCCUGUAA